Molecule: messenger RNA, 906 nt
Organism: Lepus europaeus (European hare)
Lineage: Eukaryota; Metazoa; Chordata; Mammalia; Lagomorpha; Leporidae
Gene: CT47C1
Product: cancer/testis antigen family 47 member C1
Exons: 1
Coding region: 1-906 (301 amino acids)
Source: RefSeq, a predicted model, not a curated record
AUGUCUGCCACAGGGGAUCGGGAUCUGCCCCAAGAAGGCCAAGAAGGCCUGGCAAGCCUGGCGGGAGACCAUGCCGAGGCAGCUGAAGCUGACAGUGAGGUAGGCCGCCACCUUGGCUCUGAGGGGGGCGAAGUGGCGCCUGCAGCCGGGGAGGCCGGGUUUGCAGGGCCCGAGGGAGGCCCCGGAGAAGAGGCAGAGGAGAGAGUGGAGGGGGAGCAGGAGGAGAUAGUGGCCGGAUCCGAGGGGGACUCUGAUAUCGGGCCGGCUGAUGAAGAGGAGUACCUGGCAGCUGCGGUGAGGGGUAUGGACGUGAUGGUGGACGCACGUCGCUUCCCCAUGGCGGGCUUCCGGUGGAUGUUCCUGGACUUGGUCCACUCACUCCUCCACCGCGUCUACUACAACGAUCACAUCCUGGUCCGGCCCCACAGAGGCCGCAUGAUUGUGAGGCGUGAGACCCCUGCGGCCGCCGACUCGGAUGAGCUCCCAGUGCUCCAGGUGCCUGAGCUGCCCAGGGUCAGGCCCGCAUUCAACUUGGGCGAAGGCGACGUGCCCAGCCUGCCCUCGGUCGUGGCCAUUCAAGACCUCGAGGACGCUGUGGUGGCCCAAGUAUCUGAGGAGGCCAAAGAUGGCGCCACGGCAGCCGCGAAGCCUGCAGAGGAGGCCGCAGGGGGAGCUGUGGAGGAGGCCGCGGGGAGCGCUGCACAGGACGCUGCGGAAGAAGCUGCAGAAGGGGCCGCAGGCCCAGAGGGUGAGAACUGGGCAGAGCGCUGGGAGGCCAGGAGCCUGCGGCUUUGGGCUCGGGAGGGUUCUGGGUUGGGCAGAGGUGACCAGCACACUCCCCGGCCCUGCUGGACGCAGACUUCCAGUGGGGAAGCGGCGGGUUGCGUCCUUUCCAAAUGUUCCUGA